UCUCUCUCUCUCUCUCUGCGAAAACACUUUCGGGAAGAAUAAAGUUUUUUCGUGCGCUCAGCCAGUCUUUACUCAGAGCCAACCUGUGGCCUAGCAGGAAGAACGGCCCGACUAUGUGGAUACAGAAACUGGCCCUUGGGAAAUCCUUGGCUUGUCUCGCAUGUCUCGUGACGCUCGUCGAUGCUUAUCGGUUCCUGAGCCAGAGCACAGCCUCCCAGUUCCUGAGCCGGCACAAGAGAGCCAACUCCCUGUUUGAGGAGAGCAAGAAGGGCAACCUGGAGAGGGAGUGCAUCGAGGAGCUGUGCAACAAGGAGGAGGCCAGGGAGAUCUUUGAGAACGAGCCGGAGACGGAAUACUUCUACCCCAAAUAUGUUGCUUGUCUGGGUUCACACCGUGUCGGCAUUAACAAUCCAAACCCAGAUGCCAUCCCGUCGGAUCUUCGCACCUGUGUGAAGGAGAUCAAUGACCAGUGCACGCCGCCGCCAUGCUACAAGGAGGGUUCAAAGAGCUGUGUGGACGGACUGGCCUCCUUCACGUGUGAGUGUAAGCCCGGCUGGAAGGGACUGCGCUGUGAGGACGACAUCGAUGAGUGUUCAGAUCCUGAAUUUCUAGCGGGAUGUAACCAGAAAUGUUACAACAUACCUGGUAGUUUCCACUGCAGGUGUGAAGAGGGCUACUACAUCAAUGACAAAGUGAACUGCGUGGAUAUUGAUGAAUGCCUGUUGUACCCCAGGAUCUGUGAAGAACCGGCUAAAUGUGUCAACACGCCGGGCAUGUAUGAGUGCCAGUGCCCCCUGGGUUUCAAAUAUAACUUCACUUCCAAGAUCUGCAAUGAUAUAGAUGAGUGCGAGAUGAGUGUGUGCGACGGGACGUGUAUAAACAGUGUGGGCAGCUAUGCGUGCCACUGUGACGGUCGCCAGGGUCUGCUUUUGGCGAAAGAUGAGCGGUACUGUCAAAGAAUCCCCGUUUGUGUGGAACUGUAUGACCACAGACACCCUGAGAUGCUUUACCUGGGAGAGCAGUUUGCAGGCCUUCCUGUCAUCUAUCUGCGCUUCCGUCUGCCAGAGAACACAAAGUUUGCAGCGGAGUUUGACUUACGUACAUUUGACCCAGAGGGAGUUGUGCUGUACGCAGAGUCAUCGCAGGACUCGUGGUUUAUGUUGGGGCUAAGACGCGGUCGCAUUGAAGUCCAGUUUAAAAACCAGCACGCGUUCAAGGUCACAAGCGGAGGGAAAGCCAUCAAUGAUGGACAGUGGCAUGUGAUCUCUGUGGAUGAACUGGAGAACAGCAUCAGUGUGAAGAUCAAUAAGGAAGCUGUGAUGAGCAUCAACAGCCCUGAUAGUCUCUUUACUUCAGUUAAUGGCAAACUGGAGACCAAGGUCUACAUCGCCGGUUUGCCCAACCGCACUGACAACGUCAACAAACCUAUCAACCCUCGACUUGAUGGCUGCAUUCGGGGCUGGAACCUCAUGAAUCAGGGAGCAUCCGGGGUCAAGGAGGUCAUCCAGGAGAAGAAGAGUAAACAUUGCUUUGUGUAUGUGGAACGAGGCUCUUUCUUCACUGGGGAAGGACUGGCAAACUUCAACAUUGACUACAGUGACUCUGGGAGUUGGACCGUCGAUUUAAAGAUGAACAUACGUCCGUCCAGCAGCACAGGUGUCCUCUUUGCUCUUGUCCACAACAACACAGUCCCCCUGUCAGUUGCCGUGGUAACGCAGGGAGAAGAAGAUGCUAACCUGCAAGUGUUCCUGGACGGCGUCUCUGUGGCAACGCUGGACUCACUGAUGUUGUGUUACCCUGACCGGCUGACAGUGCAGAUGACUGUGACUCCCACAGAAAUCCAAAUGUCAGCUAACUCCUCCACUGUUACCUACAUGAAGUCUGAUGCCCUGCAGGAGGCACUGCAGUACCUCAACAGCACCAUGCAGAACCCCAUCAGUACAUACAUUGGUGGGAUACCAGAUGACAUCCCAUUACCUGCCACCCCUGUAACGGCCUUCUACCACGGCUGCAUGGACAUCACUAUCACCGGCCAGCAGCUGGACUUUGACAACGCUCUCAGCAAACAUAAUAGUAUUAGGUCCCAUUCCUGCCCCCCUGUGUCUGCCCCUGAGAGACACCCUGAGGCAACGCACCCGCACAGAAAGUGACCUUAAUUAACAUCACUUUUUAAAAAGCCCAGCACAUCCGGCAAAGCCACAGCGGACACAUCUUGGGAUAUUUUGGAAGUAGAGAUUUAGAAGAUUUCUGUGAGGCACGAAAAAGUUGGCUUGCCAGUGAGUGAGCAGAAGCUGGAUGGCUGGGUGACGUAGUUGUAGCAGUGUUUUGCUAUGAAUGAAAUGCUUUCCAGGAAACAUGUGAAAAGAGCUGAGCUCUGUAGCACACAUACCAUGUGUUAAAACGAGGUGGUUAUGUUUGUGAAGAAAAAUAAACAAAUGGUCACUGUCGACCAGGCUUUGA
Molecule: messenger RNA, 2460 nt
Organism: Anoplopoma fimbria (sablefish)
Lineage: Eukaryota; Metazoa; Chordata; Actinopteri; Perciformes; Anoplopomatidae
Gene: pros1
Product: protein S
Exons: 14
Coding region: 114-2150 (678 amino acids)
Cellular component (GO): extracellular region
Molecular function (GO): calcium ion binding
Source: RefSeq, a predicted model, not a curated record